Molecule: messenger RNA, 531 nt
Organism: Ascoidea rubescens DSM 1968
Lineage: Eukaryota; Fungi; Ascomycota; Saccharomycetes; Ascoideales; Ascoideaceae
Gene: ARC18
Product: Arc18p
Exons: 2
Coding region: 1-531 (176 amino acids)
Biological process (GO): regulation of actin filament polymerization; Arp2/3 complex-mediated actin nucleation
Cellular component (GO): Arp2/3 protein complex; cytoskeleton
Molecular function (GO): actin filament binding
Source: RefSeq, a predicted model, not a curated record
AUGCCUGCAUAUAACUCGACAUUUUUUUCCGAAGAAGCUGAAUCAGGUAGAAUAGUUGGAAAUUUUGCUAUAUUGCCAAUUCGUACUAAAUUUAGAGGUCCAUCGUAUCCAACCAAUUCGGACUAUGACAUUAUUGAUGAAGUUCUAGAUUUAUUUCGUCCAAAUUCCUUUUUUAGAAAUUUUGAAAUCAAGAGCAAUUCAGAUAGAACAUUAAUUUACGGGAUUUUAUAUGUAUCGUCGUGUCUCAAUAAAUUAAAUAAAAGGAUCACUAGAGGUGAAGCUGUUAGAAUUUUAAACAAUUUUGCUUUAGAGGAUUUCAGUGUGCCCGGAGAUCCAAACUUCCCAUUAAACGCUGUUUUCAAUGGUCCUCAAAAUAGAAAUGAUUAUGAUUUAUUGCGAGGUUAUAUUCAACAAUUCAGACAGGAAUUGGGCGAUAGAUUGAUUACUAUUCUUUAUAAAAAUGAUGCCCCUCAACCUGAUAAGUUCUGGCUAGCAUUUUCCAAAAGAAGAUUUAUGAACAAGUCGUUAUAG